Molecule: messenger RNA, 2793 nt
Organism: Fusarium pseudograminearum CS3096
Lineage: Eukaryota; Fungi; Ascomycota; Sordariomycetes; Hypocreales; Nectriaceae
Exons: 1
Coding region: 1-2793 (930 amino acids)
Source: RefSeq, a predicted model, not a curated record
AUGCUUCGACAAGCCGUCCACUCCUUUCUGCUCGCCGCACUCGCGGGCCAAGCUAUCGCAGUACCAAGCAACUCCUCAUCAGCUGCCAAGGUCCACUGGCUCGGCGAAAAACCCAACUUCACCUCAGGAACUACCUUUGGUGUCCCUUGGCCUCAGUCAAAACAUUUCCCUAAAAACACAAAGUUUACAGCCUCGGGUGCAUCAGGUCAAGAUGUUGAUCUUCAAUCCUGGGUUACUGGCUACUGGGCUGAUGGCUCGGUAAAGUGGACUGGCCAUGCGAUCCCUGCCUUGGAGGAUGUCCUUGACGAGUACACCAUCAGGGCUGUAGCUGGCCAAAAUGGCGUCAACUCGACUGGACCCGCUGGUAGUGGAAAAGAUACUCCCAGCAUAUCAGUCACUCAGACAUCAAGCGACAUCAAAGUCGACACUGGAAAGGUGACCGCCAUCUUCCCCAAGAAGGGCUCGGUCAUUGUCAAGGAAAUCACAACCAACGGCAAGCGCAUCGCCCAGAAUGGCAAGCUUGUACUGCAAUCCCAAUCUGGCGUUUCCCAUCCCUCUGAUGAAGACAGCCAGUCCUUCAAAACACUUCGCUUCCAGAGCAACAUCGACAACGUGACAGUCAGUGACCAAAACUCAGCACGAGCUCUAGUCACAGUUCGAGGUAAACACGAGGCAGCUGACAAGUCCGGCCAUGAUUCUUGGUUACCAUUUGUCCUUCGUUUCUAUCUCUAUUCCGGCUCUGAGUCGAUCAAGAUUAUUCACAGCUUGGUUUUUGACGGCGAUGCUGAGAAAGACUUCAUAUCUGGUGUUGGUCUUCGUUUCGACGUUCCACUCGAGGGUGAAGAGCUCUACAAUCGCCAUGUGCGAAUUGCUGGUGUUAAUGGAGGCCUUCUCAGUGAAGCCGUUCAGGGCAUUACAGGUCUUCGAAGGGACCCUGGUGCUAACGUCCGAGCUGAUCAAUUUGAUGGCAAAGAGUUGCCCGAUAAGUCUACAUGGGAUGUUCGUGUUUCGAGCCGCAUGCACUGGAUCCCCCCGUGGAACGACUAUAGCUUGAGACAACUGUCAUCUGAUGGAUUCACUCUCAAGAAGAGAACCAAGUCUGGCCAAAGUUGGGUUACCAUCCCUGGAGGCACCCGUGCGGAAGGACUAGCCUACCUUGGUGGUGCUACCGCAGGAGGUCUGGCGGUUGGUCUUCGUGACUUCUGGAAGAGGUUCCCAACCGGCUUUGACAUCUCUUCUGCGGCUUCCGAUACUGGUUCCAUCACUCUGUGGCUCUAUAGUCCCUCUGCUGAUCCUCUGGAUCUUCGACCAUACCACGAUGGACUCGGACAGAAGAAUUACACCGACCAGCUCGAUGCUUUGGAGAUUACCUACGAAGAUUGGGAAGAGGGUUUUGACACCCCCUACGGCAUCGCUCGAACUAGCGAACUCUAUCUCGUUGCCUUCGACAAGACACCCUCUCAGGAUACUCUUGCUAGCUAUGUGUCUCAAAUCAACAACCCUCCUGUUCUUGUCCCAGAGGGCGAGUACAUCAGCAAGACCAAAGCCCUCGGAUCAUACUGGGCUCCUGCAGAUACGUCUAGUGCCGCGUCAAAGAAGCUGGAAGAUAACAUUAACUUCCUUGCCAAGUUCUAUCAGGACGAAGUCGAGCAUCGCAGGUGGUAUGGAUUCCUGGAUUACGGCGACUUCAUGCAUACCUACGAUCCGGACCGACAUGAGUGGCGAUAUGAUAUUGGCGGAUACGCUUGGGAUAACUCAGAGCUCUCGCCCGAUCUAUUCUUUUGGCAGUACUUUCUCCGCACAGGCCGCGAGGAUAUCUAUCGAUUCGCCGAGGCCCUUACGCGACACACUGGAGAAGUAGACGUUUACCAUAUCGGCAACUGGAAAGGACUUGGGACCCGACACGGUGUUCAGCACUUCAGCGACAGCGCGAAGCAAGCCCGUAUCUCACAGCCUCAGUAUAGGAAGUACUUCUACUACCUGUCUGGUGGAGACGAGCGCAUCGGCGAGCUAUUUGAGGAGCUUCUUGAUACAGACAAGACAUAUGGUGUGCUUGACCCGCAACGAAAGGUCCGAAAGGAUGGUUGGGUUCCCACACCAAAUGCAACAGUCGCUUUCAGUCUAGGAACAGACUGGGGUGCCCUUGCGGGUGGCUGGUUGAUCGACUGGGAGCGCCGAGGUCCACGAUGGGAAGAGUCGAAGGCCAAACUCACCAGCACGGUUGAGAGCAUCGCUAAGCUCAAGAAUGGAUUUGUCACAGGCAACGGUCUCUACAAUCUUCAGAAUUGGACACUCGGUCCUCCUCCUGCUGAUCCAGACAACAAGGGUCACGUAGACGUCUCACAUCUCUCAGCUGUCUUUGGUCUACCUGAAGUGGUAUCCGAGCUGAUUGAGUACGCCGGUGAUGAUCUUCCCAAAGGUUUUAAGCAAGCGUGGCUCGACUACUGUUACUAUUUCGAAGCUACAGCCGCCGAGCAACAGGCCCGUUACGGAAAAGACUUCGGAAAGUUGAACUUGUACCAGGGUCAUUCCCGUCUUACAGCCUAUGCAGCAAACCAGCAGAAGAACGUGACAAUGGCGAGACUCGUUUGGGAGAAGUUCUUCAACAGUGAUGGUUUCAAAGCACCUAAUGCCACUUUCGAAACGACACUCAUUCCCGAUCAUGAAGGACUUAUACCUGGAAAGGAGGCACCAUGGGUUUCGACAAAUGAUGUUGCUCAGUAUGGAUUAGCUGUGAUCCAGAAUCUUGCUCUAGUCAGGGAUGCUCUUGAGGACUUCAAACCCAAGGCUUGA